This is a messenger RNA of Mixia osmundae IAM 14324, 2799 nucleotides long. RefSeq lists its product as uncharacterized. The coding region runs from base 1 to 2799 and encodes 932 amino acids. The record is from RefSeq and is a predicted model, not a curated record. Lineage: Eukaryota; Fungi; Basidiomycota; Mixiomycetes; Mixiales; Mixiaceae. Gene Ontology annotation, molecular function: antiporter activity; xenobiotic transmembrane transporter activity. The transcript is spliced from 5 exons. Gene Ontology annotation, biological process: xenobiotic detoxification by transmembrane export across the plasma membrane. Gene Ontology annotation, cellular component: membrane.
AUGGGCUCGUAUCCUCACUUUGGUGGCAUCUCGCCCUCCACGUUUGAGAGAGAUACGUUUCUGGCCAGACGAGCACAGGGCGCAUCAGAUCUGCCACCCGGCGCAGCUACUGCCAAGUCAUGGGAGCCCAUAUCCUUCCUGACAAGCCAGCCUCACAGACAUCCUGCCCGGUCCAAUCUAUCUCGUCGGAAGGGCAAGGGGAGGGCGGCAUCACACUCGGAUGCAGAUGGACACCGGCCGAGCCUGGACGAGUCCAUCGAGUCUAUAGACGAAGAGGACAGUGUCAAUGAGCAAGCAUCAGAUAGCACGAGGGGCAGGCAGCGCGAUAGGCGGAAGCGGCAGCCGACCGAUAGGACCACAGAGGAAGAGAGCUGCCAGCCUUGGGACGAAUCUACCCCGCCAAGGCUGCAAAUCGCACAGACGGAUUCCUCGCCCAACUUGCGCAGUAUAGCAGCCUGGACAGGCUCGAAUGGCUCUGCAGCCAGAGAAGUACCGAGUGAAUCGACGCCGCUUCUUGUGUCAGACUCGACGCCACUACUCGCCGCAAAGAGUGAGGAGUAUAGCCAUAUCAAAGGCCUCGCGCCUCUAGGUACACCGCUCGCGGAGAUGCGCUGGCCCGAAGCGUACCUCGUCGCCCGAGCAGCGCGGUCCAUCAGUAUAACGCAUCUGCUCGAGUACUCACUCGCCGCGUCAAGCUUGUUCAUGAUUGGCCACCUAGGCGUUACAGAGCUCGCAGCGGCUUCACUGGCUGCCAUCACGUUCAACGUCGUCGCGCUAUCGAUCACACAAGGUAUGGCAGGUUCGCUAGACACUCUCUGUCCCCAAGCAUUUGCUGCGAGUCCUAAAGACACCAGCUUGCACGCGCUCAGGGCAAGCGUCCUGCUCUUGAUCAUCAUGAUUCCCCAAGUCCUGGUACUCUGCCUGGUCGCCGAACCGCUCUUCGUCGUGCUUCGACAAGAUCCAGAAGUCGCUCGACUCGCUGCGGUCUACCUCAGGAUUCAGUGCCUCGGCUUGCCGGGUCUAGCAGGCUUCGAAGUCAUACGGCGGUAUUUGCAAGCGCAGUCGCUCAUGCUUGCUCCUGCGCUCUGCGUGGGCAUCGUCGCACCUCUGAACGCUGUACUGUGCUACCUGCUCAUUCUCGGCCCUCCUGGCGUCCAGAUCGGCUUUGUUGGCGCCCCGGUCGCCUUUGCAAUCAUGACGACACUGCUCUUCGCCUCUUCGCUCGUCUAUUGCGUCUUCUUCGUCUCGCGUGACGCUUGGGGCGGCCUUAGCUCUGAAGCGCUGCGAGAUUUUGGCGAGGUGCUGUCGCUCGGCUCGGCGUCCGUGGCCAUGACUGCAUCAGAGACGUGGUGCUGGGAAGCGGUCAGUCUGCUGUCUAGCGUGCUCGGGAAGAAGUAUCUCGCAGCACAAAGUAUCGCCAUUUUGACCGCAUCGACGACGUACCAGAUUCCACUCGCGCUGAACGUAUCUGCAAGUGUGAGGAUAGGCAACCUGUUGGGCGCAAAUCGACCCGACCUAGCACGCAUGAGCUCCCAAGUCUCGCUUCUACUGGCAACUGCCGUCGGACUGGUCACCUCCAUCGUGCUCGUCGCUAAUCGAGGCUGGUGGGGCCGUUUGUUCAAUAACGACGAACAGGUCGUCAAGCUGGUCGCUGCCGUCCUGCCUCUCGUCAGUCUGUUCCAAGUAGCCGACUGCGUGACCGGCGUCUGCGGCGGCAUACUCAAGGGAGGCGGUCGACCUGCCAUUAGCGCCUACAUCAAUCUGCUCUGUUACGCGAUGCUGGGCGUACCCUUUGGAGCGUUUCUCUGUUUCGGUCCUGCCCAUCUCAAACUCGUCGGGCUCUGGUCGGGCUUGCUGACGGCUCUGAUCUGUACGGCGUGCGUUUCGACUUACUUUGUGCUCCGCUUCGAUUGGGAGCUUCAAGCGUCGCUACUGUUCGAGGAAUCAGACGAGGAGGAUGAAGGGAGUCAGACGAGCACUGGCACUGCUCCCUUGGCUCGGGGCGAAGCGGGCGCGAUACCGAUGACUUCCUCAAGUGAUGCUUCGAUGGAUCCAGUGUCGUCAUCACCCAGUUCGCAGGGCGGCAGACGGCGGCACAGGAACGAUCAUUCGUCGAAAUACGCCCGUGCAGCUUUGAGUGCAGAUGCCGAUCUACGCAAGACGAAGCUGCUCGAGCAAGUGGCCCAGCGCGCAAGACUACAACGGCAGACCGUCUUUGCUCGGAGCAGGGCAGGAUUGCAAGGGUCAGAUGCAAUGAAUGAGGACGAAGAGGAUCCUUUUGUUGGCGAUAUAAGCAAAGAGGACGAAGCCGUAGUCAACAGGAUGCUCAAGAGGGAGUGGCUGAGGUUUCAAGCGACUAUGGAAGACGAUUGGGAUAGGCAAGCGGGCAGUGUUGACCCUGUCGAGAGCUUGGACGACGAUGGCAAGCUCACAGAUGAAGCGCUGUCGUAUGAGAUACUCCAGGACGCAGACCUUGCUGACCGCUUCGAACUCUAUCUAGCCGGCGUGGAUGCAGCGAGCCAGGAAACGAUCAAACCCUCGCAACAACUUGACAUCUCGCAACUGAUUGCCCGUCAGCCAUGUCCCAAUUGUCGGCAUCAUCAAUUGGAUCUGAGAGAAGGCUAUGGGGGAUGCGAUUCCUGCUCUUGGUCAGUCAGUCUCGCAAGUGGACAGAGCGCUCUGGACGCGUUUGCCAUGCAUGCCAGCACAAGCGAGCAUGAACCGCUGUUGACGUUCUCGCCUCAUGUGGGGACUCUCGUUGUCUGCAGUCAUUGCUCGGAAACGCUCGUCGCUUCCUAA